AUGCUACCGGUACAUUUUGGGCGGCCAGUCGUCAGUAACGACAUAUUGGAUGCUGGCCUUCGAGAGGCGCAGCGCAGGUACAGCGAAUUCGAGACGAGGAUAGGCGAAAAGCAAAAGGAGAAGACAACAGCCAUGAUCUCUUGCAUUAGGAAGUCCAAAAAAGAUUAUCAAACCGGCUAUAUCUAUGCUGUACAGAUCCAACAAAAUGAACUGGUCAAAGUUGGACGCGCUAGAGCUGCCAGUACGGAGCGACCCAUGGAUGUGCAGAAGUGCAGCUUCAAAGCUGCCAGUACGGAGCAACCCAUGGAUGUGCAGAAGUGCAGCUUCAAAGCUGGAAGAAUUUUCAGAACAGACAAUUUCGACGCAGUCUGCAAGGCUGAAAAACUGGUCCACCAUCUGCUCUCCCAGUGGCAUAGUCCUUUCGAAUGCACCAAAUGUACGAACGAUAGUGGGGCCCCAACGAAACACCGAGAAUACUUCAGCUGUGGGCUUUGGUUCGCUAUAUCAGUGAUCAAUCUUGUCACGUCCUGGUUUCUCAAGAAGCCUUAUGACAUAGAGGGUCAAGAAGGCUCUCUAAAAAAGGCGUGGGAAGAGGCCUUAAAAGCGUUCGAACAGAGUCAAGAGUCCCAGCAUCCCAUGGAGUGGUUCGAAUUUUUCCUCAUCGAUGUCGAAUCUCAACUUUCCUGGAAGUCACAUCUCCCAGCAUCGGGCACUCCGUGGCAUUUGCCUGCCACCCCAGUGCAACUUGUCCCCCACGGCACCUUGCACUUUGCAAGCCCAAAGCCGAAACCAGGCACACCCAAGAUCAGUCCUGCUGUUCCCCAGGUAUCAUCUCUGGCUCGUCAAGGACACCAAAGGAGGCGAUCAGAAUAUACGUUGCCGAGUCGUUCAGAGUCGGCUCCACCGAAGACAUUGUCACACGGGGAUCAAACUCCGUCACCCCCCGAGACGCCUUCAAAACCACCGAGAUCCGUCCCGCGCCGUCCAGGCAAAGGUCCGAAGACGGGUUCUUCCUCCAAUUCUAGAGGCGAGGAGGGGCAGAAAGGCCAGGGUCGGGAGGACGUGAGAGAGGUAGACCAAGAGGACGUGGUGGGCGAAGAUAUCAGACGAGAUGCUGCCGCUACCUCUAAAGAAGAUGGCGACGUCGAAGUGACUACCGCAGCUGCCAGGUUAACCCUCUCAGACGGCGGUCCAGAGACCGGUCUUCUGCUUAUCGAGCGUUUCCGUGUCUUGGUGGGGUUUUGA
Molecule: messenger RNA, 1245 nt
Organism: Fonsecaea nubica
Lineage: Eukaryota; Fungi; Ascomycota; Eurotiomycetes; Chaetothyriales; Herpotrichiellaceae
Exons: 1
Coding region: 1-1245 (414 amino acids)
Source: RefSeq, a predicted model, not a curated record